Armigeres subalbatus is the source of this 2447-nucleotide messenger RNA. RefSeq lists its product as uncharacterized. The coding region runs from base 175 to 2334 and encodes 719 amino acids. Lineage: Eukaryota; Metazoa; Arthropoda; Insecta; Diptera; Culicidae. The transcript is spliced from 7 exons. The record is from RefSeq and is a predicted model, not a curated record.
AAUAUCGCCCCGACUGCCUCAACAACUGAUGUAUCGAUAACGAGGGAUCGUCAGUAUCGAAUUGAAUUCAAUCGAAUCCAGACCAAUAUUCAAACUGCGGGGCCAGUUCGAACCUCACGCCCACCGUAAGUACGUUCAGAAGUUUGGGUCGUAAAGUUUUUCCCCGUGACCAAGAUGGUCCUGUUGUCGGAAAUAUACUGCCCGGAACAGAUUGUAAUACCGGAAAACUUUAACAACGUGCUCAAAGUUUAUGCCAAAGCUGUCAUCCGUACACAGCCGUUUGAUUUAUUGCGCUGGUCCGCCGCUUACUUUCGAUGUUUGGACCUGGAGCGGACGCCACCGGUGAAGCCACGGUACGAACCGGAGCCGAAAAGGGGACGGCUCUCGUCCGGCGUCCUGAGGGUUUUAAUCGAUCAGCUCGGCAAAGGCUACUUUGUGCAGAAACGGAUACUGCAGGAAACGUGGCAAGGGCUGUGCCUGCCGGAAGACGAACUAUUGAACAUCCUGUCGCUGCUGCGGAUGCUGGACUGGUCCCACUUGCACUGGCUCAAGAUUGUGGCCGUCUUCAUUGGGCUGCUGAGUGACAGCCUGCCCCGGUCAGCCGAAAUGAUUUGCGAACUGUUGACGGAGGAACCGGAGGGUGGCCCCGCGCCGAUUCCACUGUGGAUGUUUAAGGAAUGCUUCCUGGCCGUGGCCCGACUCGAUUGCGGCUCAGUGCAAACAUUCGUCGAUGGCAGGAAGGUUUUAGACGGCGGUCAACUGGAGCAGAUAAAACCGAUGCCGGAGCUGCCGAAAGUUUUAUCAACAAUUUCAUUCAAAAACGCCAUCAUCGACAAGUACAAGAGCAUCAUGGGUCUGGACGUGCCUUCGUCCGUCCACUCGACCGGCGAUGGCGAAAUGUUUUCCACUGAAGAUCGCUUUUCGGAAAAAUCGGAUGUCCCUUCCCGGUUGGAUUCGGACUUUAAGUUCGUCGGAGAUGAAACCGACCCUUACGAAGUAGUGCGACGGGCACCGGAUUUUGAGAGUGUCAUUGUAUUACUGGGCGAGCUUCACGACGAUAAACUGAAACAGCAGUUGAGCUCCGUAAGCAUUUCGGAGGAAAAAUUAGAUCGUGCCAAAGAGCGUACUCAGCGUUUGGAGGAUCUCAAAGAAAGUCUUCCGGAAUACGAUUUUGAAAAACUGAUGGAAGCCGAGCGUUUGCAACUGCUCAAAGACAUGGGCCCUCCGUGGCUUCUGCUCUAUCUGUUUUCCAAAACUGCCAGUCGUGACCGUUCGUUCAACUACAUCGAGGAAACAUCUCUGGAGGACGAAGGUUCGGUUGCGGGCUACUCUAAUGACAGCUAUGAUCUACGAGGUGCUCAAAAGCUGGAACGUAGUCCAGAGCCAGACAUGAGUGACGACGAAGAUCACGAGGCUGGUGGUAGUGGGCGUCGUCAUUCAAGCUACUCAAUACCAGCCUCAGUGCGCUCUCGGAUGAGUUCGAUUUACUCCUCUUCAACUCGCAUUGCAAACGAGGUCCUUUCACGUAUCAUCUGCAUGGUUGAUGAAGCAAUCAUCGAUGGGGAAUGCGAGCUUUCGGUCCAUUCGAUUACUAGUUUUGUCGAGAAGAAGAGCUUGGAAGAAAGCAACAUCAGUGCACAUGAUUUUAACACACUUCGUGAAUUUUUAGUGGAGGCAGAGAAGAAAGAGUUGGAGGUGAAGGAUCUGAACGAGUUAUAUCACUUUUUCGUUGGUGAAAGCUUCAAAGCGACAGGGGAGAAUCAUGACGAACUAAGGAGAGAUCGUAGCCGGGAAAUAACUUCGAUUUUUCAAGCUAGCGGGAUAGAGGUUGACAACAACCUCCUGGAUGCUCAGAUAUCGGAAAAUAUGAUUCUCGGGUUGGUUCAAAAGGAACCGACAGCGCGGAGGGAAACUAUUCGACCGAUUCAAGUGGACGACAAAAAUGCGAAGCAUGAGGACAUUGAAAAGGAAGCCUCAACUGUUGAGCCAGAGUUACAGCCAGUGGUUGAAGUAGUUGAGGAAGAAGAAGCAGAUUCAGGAAGGGAAGCUGACGCUGCCCCAGAAGUUUCCACCCAGACGGAUCCGUUGAAUGUAAAAUGCCUGGAAUUGGCACGCCGGCGAUCGUUGACUAGAAGUGCUGACAUAAUGGUGGAAUACAGUUGCAGGAUGCCACCGUUUCCUGGAAUAGGGCCUCCGCUGGAAGAGGAUACCAUCGAAGCCUUUCUGGCUUAUUUGACAAAGCGAGCAGUUCAUCAGCAUGGGAUGAUUUAUCCGAGAAAUUUCCGUGAGCCUCCAUGCCCUAAAUUGGGACCUGUGGAAAAUGAGUCAAAGUAGGGGAAUGUGUUUAGUGUUGAAUGAUAAAUUAACGAAAACAUACAUAAAUAAUAACGACUUUCUAGUAUAAAACUUGAUGUCUGACAAAAAAGGAGCAAUAAAUUAGUGUUAUA